This is a messenger RNA of Plutella xylostella (diamondback moth), 1431 nucleotides long. RefSeq names its product lipase 1. Gene Ontology annotation, molecular function: hydrolase activity, acting on ester bonds. NCBI's taxonomy places the organism in Eukaryota, Metazoa, Arthropoda, Insecta, Lepidoptera, Plutellidae. Gene Ontology annotation, biological process: lipid metabolic process. The record is from RefSeq and is a predicted model, not a curated record.
GGAGGCAGAAGUCCCUACGUCAUCACACCAGGUAGAUAGGUACAGUAUAGGUACUUAUAAAGGGCAAGUUUAUAAAAGUUGCGGAAAUAAAACUGACGCAGGAUUGAAACCGCACGUAUUACAAUCAGAGCAUUUCGCGUGAUAGCAAUGGAACCUACUUAUAAUUAGUAAAAAAAAUAUAUCUUUUUUUUGAGUGUGAUAUUUUAAUUAUUAUUCUGGAUAAUGACGAUAAUAGUGAAAUGUGUAUGUUUAGUUCUAGUGAUAAGUUUUCAAACAUGGAAUUUCACUGAAGCUCAGGCCGUGAACUCAAGGGCUUUUGCUACGGCGACCCAGCUGAUAUCCGAUGCGGGUUACCCGGUGGAGAAGCACCGAGUCUACACGGAGGAUGGCUACAUCCUGCAGAUGCACCGGAUCCCGGCCGGCCGGCGGUCAGCUCGACGGACCAGCAAGAAAGGGAAGAAAGCCGUGCUGAUUGCUCACGGACUUUUUGGCAGCAGUGGGGACUUUGUUAUUAUGGGACCUCAGAGGAGUUUGGGCUACAUUCUAGCUGAUGCAGGCUUUGAUGUUUGGAUUGCAAACUUCCGGGGAACUAUGUACUCUUCACACAAAACGCUGCCAAAAUCUGAUGCGCAGUUCUGGGAUUUUAGUUUUCAUGAGCACGGAAAAUACGACCUUCCAGCUACAAUAGACAAAAUUCUAAGCGUGACUGGACUCCAGAAAGUCAUGUACAUUGGCUACUCUAUGGGGUCCUCCAGUUUCUUCGCCAUGACAGACAUGAGACCCGAAUACAAUGAUAAAAUCGUUGCUUCAAUUAACAUGGCUCCAGGGAUCUAUAUCGAGCCAUCCAAAGACUUGUUUACGUUUCUUUUGAAGACCAUUAAUAUGCCGGAUCUGAUGAGAGCACAAGGUGUUCAUUAUAUGAACCUUCCCUCGAACAUGCGAGAUAUCUUGAUCAACACCAUUUGCACCGUGAAAAGAGACGAAGACGACCUGUGUAUGAAAGUAGCCCAGCUGUUUGCAGGCGAUGAUCCGGAACAAAUUGAUAAGGACGUGACUCCUAAGAUUUUGGCCAGAUUUCAACCAGCUUCUUGGAAACAAUUAGAGCACUACGGAAAACUUGCAAUAACAGGUGUAUUUUCGUCGCUUGAUGGGGGGUUAGACAUACCUGGAAAAAUCUAUGACUUAAAAAAAUGUAGAGUUCCAGUUGUGAUUAUUUAUGGAAAUAAUGAUCGUCUUACUCCGAAAGCGGAAUCUAUACGUCUAGCCCAAGAAUUAAAUGCCACAGGAAUGCUGGACGAAGUCACUCCAGUCGCUAACUGGCCAAAGUUCAACCAUUUAGAUUUCGAGUUCGCUAAAGAUGUCGGGAAUGUACUAAACAAACCACUAGUCCAUAUGAUACACAAUUUGUUUAAUAAAUAUGAUGCUUCAUGA